This is a messenger RNA of Dipodomys spectabilis (banner-tailed kangaroo rat), 150 nucleotides long. RefSeq names its product keratin-associated protein 20-2-like. Lineage: Eukaryota; Metazoa; Chordata; Mammalia; Rodentia; Heteromyidae. Bases 1 to 150 code for a protein of 49 amino acids. The record is from RefSeq and is a predicted model, not a curated record. The transcript has a single exon.
AUGUGCUACUACGGAAGCUACUAUGGCGGCCUGGGCUACGGCUAUGGUGGCCUGGGCUAUGGCUAUGGCUGCGGCUAUGGCUCUGGAUAUGGCAGAUAUACCUGCUAUCGCCCAUGCUGCUAUGGAAGAUACUGGUCUUUUGGCUACUAA